AUGGCUGGUAUUGAACUCAACUCUUCAUUCCCAAGUCAGAUGGCUAAUUUGACUUCACUUUCUAUUUUUGAGUUAUCUCACUCUAAUAUACGUGGUUCAGUCCCUUAUCUUCCGCAACUCGAAGAGCUUGAUGUGAGUGAUAAUCACGAUCUUCAUGUCGAUCUACCUAGGAUGUUCAAACAACAAUGGCCUAAACUACAAAAGCUUUGGAUAUCAUCAACCGUCCUAAACAGACCAAUUCCAAGUUCAAUUUCUAAUGCGCCAUUAUUAGUUAGUCUUUCCGCCUCUUCAUGUUCAAUUCAGGGAUCUCUACCUUCUUCGAUCUAUAAUCUUUCUCAGCUUCAAUAUCUGGAUUUAUCUGGUAAUUCGAUUACAGGUUUUAUUCAUCCUUCAUUCUCCAACCUAGAAUCCCUUUACUAUCUCGACUUGUCUUCCAAUAAUUUCCAAGGGUCCAUACCAAAAUCAAUGUGUGAGAAUUUGUCUUUUCAAAUACUUCGUUUGGAUUACAAUAAUAUAACAGGAACUGUGCCAAGUUGCAUAACAAAGCUCCAAAAUCUUAAGGUCUUUUCAGCGGCUAGAAACUCUAUUGAGGGAAAUGUUUCGUUGUUCUCCUUGAGUGAAAACCUAACUACCUUAGACAUGAGGUUUAAUAGUCAGCUAAACCUAGAUAUGAGGUUUAAUUUAGAUCAAUACUCCUCCUUGUACCCUAAGCUUAAUCUAAAAUAUCUAUGGCUAGGCUCGUGCAAUUUCAAAGGACUAUUCCCCAUUUCUUUUUGUAAUUUGACUAAUCUUGUAGAGUUAGAUGUGUCUCAAAAUAGGUUAACAGGAACUAUCCCUUCUUGUCUCAGCCAACUCAGAUAUCUUCGUAGAAUAUAUGUGACGGAGAACAAACUUCACGGUCCAGUGCCUCUUCCACCUCCUGGUAUAGAGGUUUUUGAUUUAUCAAAUAACAAGUUAAGUGGUGAGAUCUCGAUAGAAGUUGGAAAAAGACUAUUCAAUGCUAGCGCCAUCAGUCUAGCUGGUAAUGAACUUUCAGGUUCAAUUCCGUUUACUCUAUGUCCAACAGUGCCAAGCUUCACAUCCACCCAAUUUAUCGAUCUAUCUGGCAACAAACUAUCUGGGACGAUACCUUCUAAUAUAGGGUAUUGUAGAAAUCUGGGUACUCUAAAACUUGGCAACAACAAUCUCACCGGAAAAGUUCCAGAUGAGCUUAAGUUAGCGAAAAACAUUAGGUUCCUCCAGUUAAAUAACAACCAUCUCGAUGGCAAUCCUACUAAUCUCGCUAGUGAAUUUCGUAAGUUGGAAUUUCUGAACUUGGCAAAUAACAACUUUGAAGGCAGUAUACCAAAAACUCUUGGUUCACUCAAGCACCUUAGGUUUCUUUCUUUAAGGUCAAACAACUUCAACGGAUCCAUACCCAAAGAGAUUAUUCAUUUGCAAGACCUCCAACUAAUAGACUUGGCGAUAAACAAAUUUUCAGGCAAUCUUCCUAACAAAUGUGGGAACUUGAGAGGAUUAAUUAUGACCAAGUAUUUGGUAGACUUGAAUUAUGGUGACGUUCAAUUGGAUGUGGCAACCAAAGGGAUCAUGAUACAAAUUAAGAAAUUAAACAACUAUAGUUCAACCAUUGAUCUAUCGUGCAAUAAUCUUGACGGAAACAUUCCAAAAGAAAUAGGCUUGUUGACACUGCUCUCUUCACUUAAUUUGUCCAAUAAUUAUUUCUCCGGUGAUAUUCCAGAAAGUAUUGCCGACUUGUCUGGGCUAGAGUCUUUGGAUUUGAAUUCCAAUAAACUGUCUGGGCAUAUCCCACAAUCUUUGACAAAUAUCGAUUCUCUUGCGGUUCUAGACUUAUCUUUUAAUAAGCUGAGCGGCAUGAUUCCUAGGGGUCCUCACUUCGAUACACUUAGUUUGGAUGGUUCCGCUUUUACAGGGAAUGAGUUAUUGUGUGGAUUUCCAACGGAAAAAAUUUGUAAGGGUGACCGCAAUACUGGUACCAGUUAUGUUAGUCCUGUAAUUGAAGUUGAUGGUGUCGAUCGAGAUGAUGCAAUGGAGAAAUUCUUGUUGUAUGCUAUUGUUGUCUUGGGUUUUGUAGUUGGAUUUUGGGGUCUUUUCUUUGUUUUGCUUCUGAGGAAAGAAAAAUGGUGGUUCCCAUAUUGGAGAUCUAUUGAUUUUAUUGCAGUUAGAAUAACAAAUUUUAUUCAGAAUCAGAAUGAACGAUUGUAA
Molecule: messenger RNA, 2223 nt
Organism: Papaver somniferum (opium poppy)
Lineage: Eukaryota; Viridiplantae; Streptophyta; Magnoliopsida; Ranunculales; Papaveraceae
Product: LRR receptor-like serine/threonine-protein kinase GSO2
Exons: 1
Coding region: 1-2223 (740 amino acids)
Molecular function (GO): protein binding
Source: RefSeq, a predicted model, not a curated record